CGGGUUGUAUUUAGGGAGGUUCGGAACAAAAAAGGAGGUGGUAAAUGAAUCAAACAGAAAGAGGGCGGAGUAUGGAUGGUUAUGGUGAUGGCGAUGAUGGUGAUGAUGGUGAUGGUGAUGGUGGUGAUGAUGAUGAUGGUGAUGAUGGUUAUGGUGAUGGUAAUGCCGAUGGUGAUGACGAUGGUGGUGGUGAUGAUGAUGGUGAUGUUGAUGGUGAUGGUCAUGGUGAUGGUGAUGGUGAUGGUGAUGUUGUUGGUGAUGGUGGUGAUGGUGACGAUGGUGACGAUGGUGACGAUGGAGAUUGUGAUGAUGGUGAUGGUGAUGAUGGGGCGAAGAUGAUGAAUGUGUGCUACUUAGGUCCAGCGGCUGCAGCUGCAGUGCAGCAGCCGGUCCAGCCACGGGCUCAGCAAGUCGAACAGAUUGGACCACAACAACCUUGGUAUCCCAAGACCCCAAUGAAACCUGCGACUGUCUUCAUAGGAGACAAGAAGGAUGAGGCCCUUGACACUUCGUUGAGGACAAUUCCAUUUUGGGUGAGGGUUAAGCGUAUUCUGCGUGAGGAUGAGGUGAUCACUGCCGCUUCUUAUUUAGAAGGAUCGACAACGGGAUGGCCGAACGGUUAUGUAGUGGUAAAGGGAUUUGCUGGGAGAAUGAACGAUUGGGCACAUACCCGGACUUUGGAAAACUUUAUGGACUUGGUGGAGGCGCGAUGGCACAACCCUCAGCAAGCUCAGCAAGUCACUGACGCGUUGGCCCGUCUUGAUACUGAGAAGAUCGGGCAGCUUCAAGACCUCAUGGUGAGUGAGAGCAUGCUUCAAGUGCUUGAAAGCAGCCUCACACCUGUCUGUCCACUCCCAUGGGGUGUCAAGGCGUGUGAGAUCCGACAAGGGCACAACCACUAUACUAAAGUUUUUCACGAAAUUGCGGUAAUAGAUGAUCAUACCCAAGACGGACCUCACCUUAGUUACAAACUGAGGGCGCGGCCUGUCACGAAUGCUGGCCACCUUCGCGUCAUUGGGCUUCAAUCGCUCCGCGAAAAUCUCAUGACCCAGAUACAAGAUCCGGGUGCGACCAAAGUCGCAUUUCUCCCGGUUGAUCUUGAACUGGUGCUGCCGAAGGAGACUGAGGACUUUGUCUACAUGGGCUGCAUGCUCCGCGACAGUCCUACUAAAGAUGAGUAUGUCAUCAAGGUACACGAUAGCAAACUUAUCCAAGUAGUCAUUAAAGUUCGGUUCAUCGCGUGCUGAAAGGUGGCAGGAGAAUUGCAAAGGCCGAAAGGCAUCACCACAAACUCGUACAGACCGUACCUCGUUUGAAAAAUGGUUUUGUGUUGAUCCUCGGGGCGGAUUGCAAUCUGAUGGUACCCGAACUUCAUAUCUACCUUACUGGAGUAUCGGCACCCUUGCACUAGGUCCAACAAGUCAUCAAUGCGCGGUAGGGGCUCUGCGUUCGUCACAGUGAUGCAAUUGAACCCCCUAUAAUCAAUGCACAUCCUCAAC
Molecule: messenger RNA, 1499 nt
Organism: Chara braunii
Lineage: Eukaryota; Viridiplantae; Streptophyta; Charophyceae; Charales; Characeae
Source: the annotation of a GenBank genome assembly